CAAUAGUAAAGCACAUGAUUGUUUGUAAUAACAGUGUUGUGCUUGCUUUUAGCUCCUAUUUUUGUAUUUUGCAAUAACAUUUUGAAUUUCUCUUGGCAGUCCUGUCACUGUGUCAUAAAUUGGCCGAUCUCACAAAUACACAUCUAAUAACUGUUAUUUCAUACAAUUCACAGGGCUAACUGGCUGCAUGUUUGGCCCUUCUCCAGUAUUGAAAAUAAAACAAUGCAGCACAGUAAAAAACGGUAUAAUUAAGUUCAAUGUCCAUCCUUCAUUCAUGAGUUCUGACUCAUCUAUAUAAACAUUAACACUAAGUGCCAUUUUACAUUAACUCACUGAAUGCUGAUGCUCUCCCCACAAGUAACUUGAAUGUAAUCAAUCAAGUAUUUUAUUUAUUAACUUAAAAAUACAUGAAGAGGUAAUCACCGACAUAAAGCUCCCUGUCAGCAGCUAUUUCUUUCUCAUCUGCAAUAUUUUUUAUUGCUGUUGUCACAUUUUCCCCUGAUGUCUGUUUUUUUAGUUUACAUCACUGGACUGAUAAGCAAAGAUAUAUCCAAAUGUGCUAGGUAAAGCAACAGUAAUCACAUGUGGCUGUGCAACACAUAUGACAGCAGAAAUUAAGAUCCAGUGGAAAUUCAUCAAAUAACCAACACCUACUGAGUAACCUGGAGUAUAAAGACUCCUCCAAGACGUGUCACUAUGUCACUUCAUUAUAUAAUGAAUGGAGAUAUUUUGACAGCAGAAGGUCAGAGCACAGCAUCAAACCAACAGGAAAACCACAUUUUACGAUCACGAUAUUAUGGCUGACUACUGCAUGUCCUUGAUGGAUUAUUAACCAAAGUGAACUAAUCUUUACAGCCUGUUGAAAGAAUCAGAGUAGACCAGACCUCCUGAGGAGAUGUAGCUGAAGUAUCUCAUUGUUGUACAUUCAGUUGGAGUUGAUUGUUGGGAAGACAAGAGAGGACUAAAACCUUAAACUUUCUGUUUUUUUCCCUAUUCUUUGUUGAAGGGAAGUGCAGCUGAUUUAAAUACGUCUAACAGGUGACAGAGUCCGAAAGCAUUGAAAAGUAUUUUUCAAGCUGUCUUUAGUGUGCAUGUUUGCUCUCUGUAUUGGUAUAUGUGAUUAUUUCUGGAUAAUUUAGAUGGAAGAACAUUAACUUAAAAUCCUUCUGAAUCUAAGCAAGAUCAGAGAGAAGUGUUGGUAAAAGGAAGCUUCUUGUGCUGAACUAACCAUGGCUGGUACAGGUGGUCCUGUGGCCACUUUCUCUGUGUGGGAUUAUGUGGUGUUUGCUGGAACUAUCUUGGCAUCAGCCGCCAUCGGCCUUUUCCAGGCCAUCCGAGGCCGUAAGGAGACCAGCAGCAAUGAAUUUCUGCUGGGUGGACGUCAAAUGACAGCUGUGCCUGUUGCCAUGUCGCUCACUGCCAGCUUCAUGUCUGGCAUCACAGUCAUUGGCACACCUACAGAGGCCUACCGGUUUGGAGCCGCCUUUUGGCUCUUUGGUUUUUCCUAUGCCAUCAUGUCAGUCAUCACUGCUGAGAUCUUUGUCCCGCUUUUCUAUAGACUGGGGAUCACCAGCGCCUAUGAGUACCUGGGACUGCGCUUCAGCCAGCACAUUCGGAUAAUUGGGACCUCAAUGUACAUCGUACAGACGGCCUUGUACACCGGUUUGGUCAUCUAUGCUCCAGCUCUGGCACUAAAUCAAAUCACAGGACUUGAUCUAUGGGGAGUGCUGGUGGCUACAGGAGUGGUGUGCAUCAUCUACUGCACUUUGGGCGGUCUUAAAGCAGUAAUCUGGACAGAUGUGAUACAGAUGGUGACCAUGCUGGCCGGUUUUGUGGCUGUCAUAGCUCGUGGAGCUGUACUGCAGGGAGGCCUGACAAAGAUUUGGGAAGACGCCGGCCAAGGAGGCCGAUUAUAUGCGUUUGAUUUUGAUCUAGAUCCUCUGAAGCGACAUACUUUUUGGACCAUUACAGUCGGUGGCAGUGUGAUGUGGACGUCUAUCUAUGCAAUAAACCAGUCCCAGGUGCAGCGUUACAUUUCCUGCAAAACCUUGGGACAUGCCAAGAUGUCUUUGUAUGUCAACAUGGUUGGCUUGUGGAUAACUGUGAGUCUGGCUGUGUUUUCUGGCCUUACAAUGUUCUCCAUUUACAAGGACUGUGACCCACUUACAAACGGUGAUAUAAGCACACCUGACCAGCUGCUGCCCUACCUUGUGAUGGAUAUUCUGGCAGAUUACCCUGGAAUACCUGGCUUGUUUGUGGCUGCAGCAUACAGUGGUACCCUUAGCACGGUGUCUUCCAGCAUUAACGCUCUAGUUGCUGUGACUGUGGAAGACUUUCUUCAACCCGUGUGCAAAAACCUCACACAGAAACAGGUGACCUGGAUGAACAUGGGCCUGAGUGUAUUCUUUGGUGCCCUUUGUAUUGGAAUGGCUGGAGUUGCUUCACUGAUGGAAAGCAUUUUGCAGGCAGCUCUGUCCAUAUUUGGCAUGAUCAGUGGGCCUCUUCUUGGUCUUUACUUAUUAGGCAUGCUAUUCCGCACAUCAAAUUCAAUAGGUGGACUUGCAGGAAUGAUCAUUGGUCUAGUGUUGACUUUGUGGGUGGGGAUUGGAGGCCAGAUUUACCCACCAACAGCUGAAAAGACAAAUCUUCUCCUAUUCUCCACUGCAGGCUGCAACAGUACAAUGAGCCAAAACUACACGACGACAAUCAGUCCCGUGACUCUGACCUCACAGCCUGAUAUCAGGCCUCCUCUGGCAGACUCAUGGUACUCUCUGUCCUACGUCUACUUCGCCCUCUUGGGUACACUGACCACAAUCGUGUCGGGUCUGCUCGUGAGCAUGAUGACUGGUGGAUGCAAGCAGGAAACAAAGAACGCUGAUCUGUUUGUGAAGAAGAGUGAUCUGAUCUGCUUCAGCUGGUGUAGUAAAUCAGAGGCAUCAGACGUCACAGAAAAGGAUGCAACUCACUUUCACAUGGAAGCGGACAACCCAGCGUUCACAGAGUCUGAUGAGACGAGUAAACAUGCUGAAAAAGGCACCAAACUGUAAAACUACUAUAUCAAUACACUGUUCCUUUAUGAACACAUUAAUAAAGUGUCACAAUUGUUUUGCUACCGCAUCACCAAGGUGUGUUUGAUUUGCAAAAACAAAUUGUGUGUGCCUACUUAUGUUCAUUUGAAUUAUGAUGGUGAACUUUAAAAUACAAAAUAAAUCGGAUCUCACAUUGAGCAGCUGAACAGCUCAAAGUGAACUUUAAAAGGAUGUAACUCAAACUCCCAAACUUGUCUGUUUAUGUUGCUAAAACAAAAAAAUCUAUAGCAGGAAAAUGUUAUGCAACAUUUGGUGGUAUGGUCCUUUAAAAAAAGCAGGACGUCUCAGUUGUUGUAGUGUUUUUCAGAACAAUAGGUGAAAAGCCAUUUGAAAUAACAAGGUCACUACAUCUUUUGCCCUACACUCUUUGAGCUGCUCCCAUUUCCUGUUUAGCAGUGAUGUGGCAACACUGUUUUGCUUUUAUUGCUCUUUGUACAAUUGUUUUUCCUGAUAAUGGCUGCCAGCUCUACAUUCUCUACUUGAACAUUGUCCUCUUUUAUUAAUUCAUGCUCACACAGUCCGGCACACUGGAAUAAUGUUUGUUAUUUUACAGUAUCUAUACUAGCUUUUACUGUUUCGAAGAAAAACUAGGUUAUUUGUUUUUGAGUUUUUUUUUGUGUAUUGUAUUAUUAUUUUAUGCAGAAAAUGUGCACACUUUAUGAACUAACUGUAUGAACUAGUCACAAAUUAUACUUGUUAAUAAAUAUUUUGUACAAA
Larimichthys crocea (large yellow croaker) is the source of this 3806-nucleotide messenger RNA. RefSeq names its product solute carrier family 5 member 8, like (gene slc5a8l). The transcript has 15 exons. The record is from RefSeq and is a predicted model, not a curated record. Gene Ontology annotation, cellular component: extracellular exosome; membrane. NCBI's taxonomy places the organism in Eukaryota, Metazoa, Chordata, Actinopteri, Sciaenidae. The coding region runs from base 1230 to 3047 and encodes 605 amino acids. Gene Ontology annotation, molecular function: organic acid:sodium symporter activity. Gene Ontology annotation, biological process: propanoate transmembrane transport; sodium ion transport.